AUGGACUGUACGGGUUCAAUGGGCUCAUACAUUAAAAGUGCUACUGAUAACAUUCGUUUGAUUGUCGACGAAAUCGUAUCAAAAGAAAUGACGAAAAUUCGGUUAGCACUAGUAGAGUACCGAGAUCACCCACCACAAGACACUACGUUUAUUACAUGUGUGCACAAUUUUACUGACAAAGUCCAAGAAAUGAAAGACUGGUUAGGACAGUGCAGUGCCCAAGGUGGUGGUGAUACGCCUGAGGCAGUAGCCGACGCACUUCAUGAUAUUUUAAAACUUUCCUGGCGUUCAGAGGCUACCAAAAUUUGCGUGCUCAUUUCAGACGCACCUCCUCACGGUCUUAAGCAAUGUGAUGACCAUUUUCCUGAUGGAUGUCCACUUGGUUUUGAUCCACUUAAAAUCGCUAGAGAGAUGGCCGAAAAACAUAUUACACUCUAUGUAGUGGGCGUUGAACCACCGAUUGGUAAGUUCUCUCUUCAAGCUUAA
This is a messenger RNA of Rotaria sp. Silwood2, 486 nucleotides long. Lineage: Eukaryota; Metazoa; Rotifera; Eurotatoria; Philodinida; Philodinidae. The record is from the annotation of a GenBank genome assembly.